Macrobrachium nipponense is the source of this 1428-nucleotide messenger RNA. RefSeq lists its product as uncharacterized. The record is from RefSeq and is a predicted model, not a curated record. Bases 1 to 1428 code for a protein of 475 amino acids. The transcript is spliced from 6 exons. Lineage: Eukaryota; Metazoa; Arthropoda; Malacostraca; Decapoda; Palaemonidae.
AUGCGCUCAUGUACCUUCAGAUUUCGUGCAGGAACGCUCUUGGGUGACAAAUUUUAUGUUGUUGAUGAGGAAUUAGAAGGAGACAUAGAUCCUGAUCAGUCUUGGAUUGAAGUGAAAGGAACAGCAGUCAUCAUUCAUCUCUGGAAAGAGCCAAAACAAAUGUGGCAGCUUCCAUUUGCCAAGAAUUGUCGGCGUAAGUGGUUGAGAGCUGAAUUUCAAGGGCCAGACUCUGAUGAAGAGGAUAGUGAUAUUGUGGACCAUGAACGUAUUGAGUGGCCUUCUCCAGAUAGCAGUGGUGCAGAAGCUCUAGGAGGGUUACCAGGUGGUAUUAGUGAUGGUAGCAUUCCUUCCUCUGGCAGUAAUUCAGAUUGUGAUAUUAACUUUGCAAUUUCAUGCUACCAACUGUCAGGUCCUCGCUUGCAACGCGACGCUGCAGACCCCUGCGGACAUGAUGAGUGCAGGUCUCACGCCCCUUGUGCCACCCUGUUCAACGAGUCCAUCGUUUGGCAUCCUGAGGCCUGCACCAUUUGCUACGACCUGGUCGGUCAGCUGGUUGAUGGGGCUAGCGGUGUGAGGGAAGUCGCCCUCGCCACCCUGAAAGCGUGGGUGGGCGGCUUUGGAAAGAACGCCGCCAAGGGCCAGCCCUACAUGUUGGAUAAAAAGCUGGCCAUCCAGAUCUUCCCUGCGGGCAAGUCGACGGGCUACGUCGACCCCUUGUCCGCCGCCCCCGUAAUAGCCGCCAUCCAGCAAGAUCUCCAGCAGUCGUUGGGGCUCGUAGCAGCCCAGGAGCCAGUUCCGGACGUCGCCGGCCUGGACCUGAAUCUCGAGCCGAUGGCGGUAGUAAGUGAGGAUUUGUUGGCUGAGGUAGGUUUGUCGGGCGCCCAAGGUCUUUCCUUGGGCGCUCCUGGAUCUUCUCCUGUCCCUUCUUCUUCCGCCUCUUUCCAAGGCUUUUCGGGAUCUGAGAUCCCUAGCCGCACUCCCGCUCUCUCUGUACCUCCUAAGGAGAAGGGAAAGAGAGAACCGAAGACUCUGUCUAAGUCGACUUCCAGGAAGUCGUCUUCGUCUUCUUCGGCGAGGAAGUCAUCGACUUCUUACGCCGACGCGGUAAAGGCUAAGCCAAGCUCUUCCCAGUCGAAGAGCUCCAGAGGCAAGGCUUCGAAGGAGAAAGCUCGCGCUACCUCCGAGUCGUUGCCUUCUCCCGCCUCCGCUGUCCCCUCUCCGGCUAUGCCGGCAGGGGUAGCAAGCACCAGCUCCUGCGUUCCUUCUCCUGUCUCACCAGGAAUGAUGGAGCAGGUAGGGGCAAUGGUUGGGUCCCAAAUCUCAGCUUGGGGAACCCGCUUUGAGCAGAUGUUCGCACAAUUGUCGAGCACUCUGUCUCAAACUGGACAGACCGUCCAAGAGCUCUCGAAUAGAGUAAAGAGAGACUGA